This is a messenger RNA of Pipistrellus nathusii (Nathusius's pipistrelle), 879 nucleotides long. Lineage: Eukaryota; Metazoa; Chordata; Mammalia; Chiroptera; Vespertilionidae. The record is from the annotation of a GenBank genome assembly.
AUGCGUCCCAGGGCGCCCGGGCCACUGUGGCCACUGCCCUGGGGGGCCCUGGCUUGGGCCGUGGGCUUCGUGGGCUCCGUGGGCUCGGGGGACCCCUCGCCCGGUGGUGUCUGCUGGCUCCAGCAGGGCAAAGAGGCCACCUGCAGCCUGGUGCUGAAGACCGACGUGAGCCAGGCUGAGUGCUGUGCCUCCGGCAACAUUGACACCGCCUGGUCCAACUUCACCCACCCAGGGAACAAGAUCAGCCUCCUGGGCUUCUUGGGCCUUGUCCACUGCCUCCCCUGCAAAGAUUCGUGCGAGGGCGUGGAGUGCGGCCCCGGCAAGGCCUGCCGCAUGCUGGGGGGCCGGCCGCGCUGCGAGUGCACCCCGGACUGCGAAGAGCUCCCGGCGCGCCUGCAGGUCUGCGGCUCCGACGGCGCCACCUACCGCGACGAGUGCGAGCUGCGCGCCGCGCGCUGCCGCGGCCACCCGGACCUGCGCGUCAUGUACCGGGGCCGCUGCCGCAAGUCCUGCGCACACGUGGUGUGCCAGCGGCCGCAGUCGUGCGUGGUGGACCAGACAGGCAGCGCCCACUGCGUGAUGUGUCGCGCUGCGCCCUGUCCCGCGCCCUCCAGUCCUGGCCAGGAGCUCUGCGGCAACAACAACGUCACCUACAUGUCUUCGUGCCACCUCCGCCAGGCCACCUGCUUCCUAGGCCGGUCCAUCGGCGUGCGACACCCCGGCAGCUGCGCUGGGGCGGGGCAGAGCGGGGAGCCGUGGUGGACUGUGGGCCCCAGCCCCUCUCCAGACCCCCAUUUCUCUGUUCGUCCCUCCCACUCAGCAGGCACCCCUGAGCCAGCAGAGGUUGAGUCGGAGGAAGAGGAGGAGAACUUCGUGUGA